Messenger RNA from Physella acuta, 904 nucleotides. Its product is annotated as spidroin-1. The record is from RefSeq and is a predicted model, not a curated record. NCBI's taxonomy places the organism in Eukaryota, Metazoa, Mollusca, Gastropoda, Physidae.
GGCCGGACGUAGGCGACGUGGACAUGGGAAGGAGGUCCAAGUGGUUUGGGUAUAAAAGAGGUCGAGUCUAACUUUCCGUCACGGCAUACUGAGCUUUGUGUCCACUAGACUUCACUGCAUAGCUGACUCCUGUCUUCAUCGCUACUAUCGUUAGAAUGGGAUCUUUCGCUCAGGCCACCGUUAUACUUGCUUGCCUUGCCGCCACCGCUAUGUCCCAACAUCUCGGUGGAUUAGGCUAUGGUGGAUUAGGGGGCUAUGGUGGAUUAGGCUAUGGUGGAUUAGGCUAUGGCGGAUUAGGGGGCUAUGGUGGACUAGGUGGACUAGGCUACGGAGGAUUCGGUGGACUUGGAGGCUACGGCUACCCCGGCCUAUACGGAGGCUACGGUGGAUACGGAGGUCUUGGAGGUUACGGUGGAUACGGAGGCCUUGGAGGCUACGGUGGAUACGGUGGACAAGGAGGUUACGGCGGAUACGGUGGAUACGGAAACCAAGGCGGAUUCAACAAAGGUAGCAGCUCCACCUCCCUCAACGGCUUCUCCUACAACUCCAACACUGCCGGAUCCGGAGCUGUCGGCAGCUCAGCUGGUGCCGGCGGCGCCGGAGGUUACGGAGGCUACGGAGGUCUUGGAGGUUUCGGAGGAUACGGAGGUCUCGGCGGCUACGGAGGUCUAGGCGGCUACGGAGGCUUCGGUGGAAUUUAUUAAAAACUCUGAUCUAUAGCUUGAAGCAUAAAAAGUUAUGAACCAGUUCCUCUCAACACAAAGGGUACUCAAGUGUACUGGGCACAGUGAAGUCGAAUGGAUAGUAUUAUUUGUAUCUCAGUCUAAUAAAAACUAAUGUUUAGAACGGUGUAUGCAGUAUUUUACUCCAUUUUAAAAUGUAUUGAUUGUUUCGUUUGUUAGUU